CAGGAAGACAGCAGCCCUCCUUCCCUGCCUGCCUCCCUCCCUGAAGGCAGCGCUGCCUCCUCUCCUCUUCCCCUGGCAGGGAGUGCUUCCCCGCGGAACGUGGCAGGGCUCCUUCCCUGCCCUCGCUAAGGAAGGAGGGAGGCAGGCGCCCAGAGUCCCAAAGAGUGGAAAGUGGAACUUGGCAGGCUUUGGCUCUCUCAGCUGGAGAGGCGCCCUUCCCACCAGACAAGGAAGGACAUCGUCCCAGGGGCUGGGAGAUGGCCAUGGCAGCCCAGGACCGCUUCUUCCUGGCCUUGUCCGGGGUUUUCCUACACUUGUGGACUGGAGGGCAUGCCAGCGACACCAGCCAGCCCAGGUUACGCCUCUCACAUAAAGAGCUCUGGGAUUUGAACAGAACAUCAGUCUUUCACAGCCCGUCUGGAUACCUUGGUCUUCAUGUAAUGCUUCUGGACGAAUAUCAAGAUCGACUCUUUGUGGGAGGAAAAAACCUGGUGUAUUCUCUCAGCUUAGACCGAGUCAGUGAGAAGUACAGAGAGAUUCAUUGGCCAAGUACAUCCCUGCAAGUGGAAGAAUGCACUAUCAAAGGAAGAUAUGCUGAGGAGUGUGCCAAUUACAUCCGUGCUCUACAUCGAUACAACCGAACACACCUGCUGGCUUGUGGCACAGGAGCCUUUGAUCCCGUCUGUGCUUUUAUACGAGUUGGCCAUCAAUCAGAGGAUCAUCUGUUUCAUCUAGAAGCUCACAGACUUGAGAGGGGACGCGGCCGGUGCCCAUUUGACCCCAGUUCCUCCUUCAUCUCCACUUUAUUUGGUGGAGAAUUGUUUGCUGGGCUGUACAGUGACUAUUGGGGAAGAGAUGCAGCAAUCUUCCGCACAAUGGGCCGCAUUGCACACAUCCGGACUGAACCAGAUGAUGACCGACUGCUGAAAGGUACAAGGGAACCUAAAUUUGUUAGCUCCUUUCUGAUUCCUGACAAUGAAGACCAGGAAGAUAACAAGGUGUACUUCUUCUUUACGGAAAAAGCAUUAGAGGCGGAGACAGGAGCUCAUGCUAUCUAUUCCAGAGUGGGAAGAGUGUGUGCAAAUGAUAUGGGUGGACAACGGGUGCUGGUGAAUAAAUGGACAACUUUUCUCAAAACAAGAUUGAUCUGUUCUGUGCCAGGGAUGAAUGGCAUUGACACACAUUUUGAUGAACUGGAAGAUAUAUUUUUGCUCCAGACACGAGAUAACAAAAACCCAGUGAUAUUUGGACUUUUCAACACUACAAGCAAUAUAUUUCGAGGAUAUGCUAUAUGUGUCUAUCACAUGGCUAGUAUCCGGGCAGCUUUCAAUGGACCAUAUGCUCAUAAAGAAGGACCUGAAUAUCAUUGGUCUGUGUAUGAAGGGAAAGUACCAUAUCCAAGACCUGGAUCGUGUGCUAGCAAAGUGAAUGGAGGUCUGUAUGGGAGCACCAAAGACUACCCAGAUGAAGCUAUCCGUUUUGCUAGAAGCCAUCCCUUGAUGUAUCAGCCUAUUAGGCCUGUUCAUAAGAGACCAGUUCUUGUGAAGACAGAUGGAAAAUACAAACUCAAACAAAUAGCAGUAGACAGAGUAGAAGCAGAAGAUGGACAAUAUGAUGUCUUAUUUAUUGGAACAGAUAAUGGGAUUGUACUGAAAGUCAUUACAAUUUACAACCAAGAGACAGAAUCGAUGGAAGAAGUGAUUCUUGAAGAGCUGCAAGUGUUCAAAGUGCCAGUUCCUGUUAUAUCUAUGGAAAUUUCUUCCAAAAGGCAACAAAUUUAUGUUGGUGCAGAAUCUGCUGUUGCCCAAUUAAAGUUCCAUCAGUGUGACAUGUAUGGGACAGCCUGCGCUGACUGCUGCCUAGCAAGAGAUCCUUACUGUGCUUGGGAUGGGAUCUCCUGUUCCAGAUAUUACCCAACAGGAACACAAGCGAAGAGACGUUUCCGAAGACAAGAUGUCCGUCACGGAAAUGCAGCCCAGCAGUGCUUUGGCCAGCAGUUUCUUGGGGAAGUCCUAGAUAAGACUGAAGAGCGGUUGGUGUAUGGAAUAGAAUACAACAGCACUCUGCUUGAAUGUAUCCCUAGAACCCUGCAAGCAAAAGUGAUCUGGUUUGUCCAGAGAGCACAUGAAGCCCGUAAGGAAGAGGUGAAGACUGAUGACCGGGUUCUCAAAGUGGACCUUGGGCUCUUAUUUUUACGGCUGCACAGGAUGGAUGCUGGAACAUAUUUCUGCCAGACAGUGGAACAUAGUAUCAUCCAUACGAUAAGAAAAAUCACACUUGAGGUUGUGGAAGAGGAGCGUGUAGAUGACAUGUUCAACAAAGACUAUGAGGAGGAUCAUGUCUCUCAGAAGAUGCCAUGUCCUGUACAGAGUAGCAUCCCCCAUGGCUCAAGGCCAUGGUACAAAGAAUUUCUGCAGCUUAUAGGUUAUAGCAAUUUCCAGAGAGUAGAGGAAUACUGUGAAAAAGUGUGGUGCACAGAUAAGAAAAGGAAAAAGCUGAAGAUGUCACCAUCCAAGUGGAAGUACGCCAAUCCACAAGAGAAGAAGGCACGCAUCAAACCUGACCAUUACCGUGUUCCCAGGCACACUGCUGACUCUUGAUAGGGAGAGAAAUCCCCAGUGAUUCAAGAGAUCAUAUGUUUUUGUUUGGACCUAAGGAAAGGGAAUUUGGUCUUGGAUUUGGUCAUUAAUACAAGUUUAUAUAUAUCUGAAAUGUUGAGACUGGAAAUGAACAAAGGUGUUUUUAGUAAGUUAUAGACUUGGCAUUUGUUUAGAUGCGUCUAAAAAAAAUCUGCUUAAUGCAGAUUUUUGUAGAUAUUAAUGCUUAAUAUCAUUCCAUAUUAAGUUUUCCAUUUAAGAACAACCUAACAAUCAUCCUAUUCAACCUUUAGACCAAGUAGUCAAGCAUGGACCAUGCUUGUGAUGUAUAUUCUAGUGUGCUGUGGGGAUAUUUAAGUGAACUCAAAUGCUGAUAAUUUGAUAAGCAAAGCAACAAUGUAUUGUAUAAUUUCUUUUUUUAUUUCACAAAUGUCUUGCUGAUUUUUAAUGUGUCAAACCCUGUGUGGCCCUUCCUGGACUCCUUAGAAUUCCAGUUUUCAUUUCUAAACAGCAUGUUUAUAUUCUAAUUGUUGCAGAAAAUAGUUUGAAUAUGUGACGGCAGCAACAGCUAAGAGCAGAAAUGGUGAAGACUCAUAAAUCAAUUGUUCUGAUUAUAAAUGUGUUCUAUUUGUCAAAAACAAAUAGAAAACAAAAUUAAUAAUUGAAUAUAAUAUAGUAAAGGUGAACCAUGACCACCUUUCAUUGAAAUCAAUGGAAUUAGAUUUUUUGUUGUUGUUAUCCACCCUUGAGUCGAUCUCGACCCAUGUCAACCCUGCAGAUGAGACAUCUCCAAGACUCUCUAUGCUCCACUGUUCUGCUCAGGUCCUACAAAUUCAUACCCAUAAUCUUCUUAAUACAAUCCAUCCAUCCAUGUGACCUUCCUCUCUUUCUGCUUCCCCUAUCCUAAGGUAAUAUUCCUUUUGAGUUGAAAGAUGCAAGUAUUUUGAACAUAUGUGUAAUGAAUUUCAGAGAGAUUUCUGGUUUGAUCUGUUCUAGGACUAUUCAUUUGACCUCUUGGCAGUCCAUGAUAACCUCAGCACUCUUCUCCAGAACCACAUCUCAAAUGAAUUAAUUCUCUUCCUAUCCGCUUCCUUAACUGUCCAGC
Sceloporus undulatus (fence lizard) is the source of this 3702-nucleotide messenger RNA. It is a transcript of the gene SEMA3E, whose product is annotated as semaphorin 3E. The record is from RefSeq and is a predicted model, not a curated record. The transcript has 17 exons. Lineage: Eukaryota; Metazoa; Chordata; Lepidosauria; Squamata; Phrynosomatidae. Gene Ontology annotation, biological process: semaphorin-plexin signaling pathway; neural crest cell migration; negative chemotaxis. Gene Ontology annotation, molecular function: chemorepellent activity; semaphorin receptor binding. The coding region runs from base 258 to 2600 and encodes 780 amino acids.